AUGAAAAGUUUAUACUAUACCAUUAUCGAUACUUCUCCCUUCAAGACAAUGCUAGUAUUAGACCUGCAAGGUGUAUUAUACUAUGCGUCUUUAGGAUCAUCUCAAUUACAUUUGCAAAAAACGUUGGUCACAGAUUUUAGACGCGUCAAGGAAUAUCAGCUUAAACCCUUGUCUACAAUAAAGACGGAUAAAACAGAAAUUAGUGAUACCGUUGAAAAGUUCAAACAACUAGUAGCAAACCCAAAGGAAGAUAAACAAAUUCCAGUUGAAAUUAUUUUUGGGACUCUGCUACAAAAAAAAGUAUGGCAACACCUUAGACGUAUCAAACCUGGAGAAACCAGAACAUAUAAAGACAUGGCUGAUACUUUAGGAACACAUAGUAGAGUUAUUGGAAACUGUUGUGGUGCUAAUAGAAUUGCUAUGAUCAUACCUUGCCAUCGUGUUUUGGGUUCAUCAGGUCAAGUUACCGGGUAUAGAUAUGGCACAAAAAUUAAAGAGUAUUUAUUGAAUCUAGAAAAAUUAUAA
Molecule: messenger RNA, 525 nt
Organism: Candida tropicalis MYA-3404
Lineage: Eukaryota; Fungi; Ascomycota; Pichiomycetes; Serinales; Debaryomycetaceae
Product: methylated-DNA--protein-cysteine methyltransferase
Exons: 1
Coding region: 1-525 (174 amino acids)
Biological process (GO): DNA repair
Molecular function (GO): methylated-DNA-[protein]-cysteine S-methyltransferase activity
Source: RefSeq, a predicted model, not a curated record